GAGAGGACGGAUUCUGUAUAAAAGAGACAUGAUUCCUCCUCAGGUCACAGACUCAGUUUGUUCAACAGCUUCCAGACCAAGAUGGAUCCACGUGUGCCGAAGUGUGAACUCGGGAACCAGGGUCAGACUGCUGCUCUCAGCUUCAGGGAACAUCUGGCUGAUUGUCUGGAGGACACAGACUAUGAAAAGCUGCUGCAGACAGCAAAGACCGGCCUUCGGCCCAUACACACAUCACAUCAUGUUGUGAUUGUUGGAGCUGGCAUGGCUGGACUGACGGCAGCAAAGCUGCUGCAGGACGCAGGACACACGGUGACCAUAUUAGAAGCUAGUGGUCGUGUGGGAGGACGAGUGGAGACCCACAGGAAUGAGACAGACGGCUGGUACGUGGAAAUGGGAGCAAUGAGGAUCCCAUCUACCGAUAUUACCCAUGAUCCUCUACAGCGUCCCCAGGCCUGCCGUCCAAGGUCUGUCCUCCAUUCCAACCAGUCUGCAGGACUCUGCAGCACAGUCAACUGCUCCGUGUGGGGCGAGUGGGCGUUGGCCGACUGCGACAGGGGCGGCUGCAGAGCGCCUCAGAGGUCGCGCCCAGAGGUCAUCAGCAUCACCAUCUCCGCCAUCAACUGGACUCGUCUGCAGCGCCAACAAUCACGUUAG
Hippoglossus stenolepis (Pacific halibut) is the source of this 654-nucleotide messenger RNA. RefSeq names its product L-amino-acid oxidase-like. Bases 82 to 654 code for a protein of 190 amino acids. The transcript has 5 exons. NCBI's taxonomy places the organism in Eukaryota, Metazoa, Chordata, Actinopteri, Pleuronectiformes, Pleuronectidae. The record is from RefSeq and is a predicted model, not a curated record. Gene Ontology annotation, biological process: amino acid catabolic process. Gene Ontology annotation, molecular function: L-amino-acid oxidase activity; polyamine oxidase activity.